Messenger RNA from Sturnus vulgaris (Common starling), 1326 nucleotides. Lineage: Eukaryota; Metazoa; Chordata; Aves; Passeriformes; Sturnidae. The record is from RefSeq and is a predicted model, not a curated record.
AUGCCACAUACGCAGUUUAACUGUAAAGAAAACGGGAACAGUGCCGCAGAGCAUCGCAACCCGACAAGUACCCCACAACAGGCCACGUCUGGCACCGCGCUGUCUUCAAGCGGCACCCCCAGCCCCCUUACCCAACAGAAGCGAGCGCUCCGAAUUAAAUUAUUUUUAACAUUCAUCCAGUUGUUCUGGUCUACGCCCGUCCCGCAGCACCUCGCCAGCCUCGGCGGUCGCCGGGAACGGACGAUCAGGUUGAGCCCCGGCCUGGAGAGCGGGGAGCCACCGCCUCCGCCGCGGGGGAGGCAGCGGGGCCGCCCCGGCCAGGGGAGGCGUGUCCUGCCCGCGCUCCUGUCAAACGCCGCCGGCCCCGCCGCUCGUCCCGGAUGCACCGGCGGCUCAGCGACCUCCCAUGCCGCCCUUACUCACCGGAGCUCCUGCUAUCCGGGAGUCGCGGCCACCCCCGGACAGAGGCACGCUGUUAGCGCCGGGAGACAGAGCCGCCCCGCUCCUCUCACCCUCGCAGCUGCGCUUGUACUCGGCCACCCGCGGGUCCCCGCGGGCGGGGUCGGCGGGACCCGCCGCGCUGGGAGUUCAGCCUGCAGAAGAGGGGAGCGGCCAGCGCCAAGAGACCGGGGCGCGGCGCUGGAGCACGGAGCAGCCCCGGCCAGACCCGGUGCCGCCCCCAGCGCAGUGGUGUUAGCGAGGACGGGAAGCCAGGACCGCAGCGCCCGGCGCCCACGGCGGGCGGAGGUUGCGGUGCGAGCCCUAGGAGGGGACACGACCUCCGCUUCGCCUCCCUUUCUCUCUCUGCUCCUCCCUCCCCCUGCCCGCCACCUCGGGGAGAGAGAAACGCCGCCGCCGCCACUCACCAGGCGGGCGGGACGCGGGUCCGCGGCGUCCUGUCAAGCCUCUCCUGCCGCCGCCCGCCUCACGCCGCCGCCAUGUUCCGGGGGCACGGCGCAUGCCCGGCAGCGGCACCGGGGGCGCGGGGCCUCCCCCCCGCCGUCCCCCUUCCGCCCGCCGCGGCGGGGGCGGCACCGCUCGGGGCUGCGCGACCCGCGGGCAUCCCGAGACACCGGCUUCGCCUCACGGCCGGCAUCCCCGCGCCCUCCGCCAUCCCCCCGCCGCGCCUGCAUCCCCUCACGGCCGCCGUCCCCGCAACCUCACGGCCACCAUCCCCGCGCCCCUCCGGCGUCCCCGCACGCCCGGCAUCCCCGCGCUCCGCCGUCAGUAUCCCCGCGCUGCAGCCGGACCUGCGGCGGGAGAGAGGGAAGGAGGAUCGGGGUUGGCGGGGGCUGCUGUGCCCGGGGAGCCGGGAGCGCUUUGUGA